AUGGAUCUAAUUAAACACCAACACCUAUCCGACAAGCUUAUGGGGUCAAAUUCAAACAAUGGAGGCAAUAUUGAUGAGGGUUUCGAGUUUCCCGUUACACCAGGUAAAUACUGGAAUACAUCAAUGAUAUCAGCAUUUCUUUAUGAGUACUACGUUGUGUUGAGAAUUAGUAUAUCGCCAUCGAAUCCGUAUUUACUUCAUAUGGAUACGGGAAGUUCUCUCACAUGGAUUCAAUGCUUGCCGUGUGAUAAAUGUUUUGAACAAGUAGCUCCGAUGUACAAUCCAAUACGAUCCCUAACAUAUUCGGUCAAAUAUUGUUCCGAGUACAAAUCACUUUGUAGUGGAUGUAACGAACGCGGAGAAUGCACUUAUAGUAGAGUCUAUGGUGACGAAACAUAUUCGCAUGGAGUGAUUGCCGGAGAAGUUUGUAGACUUGAUCAAUCAGAUAGUGUUUUCUUGAUGAAUUUGACUUUUGGGUGUGCGCAUAAUAGUAGCGAAAAAUAUAAAGGUAUGGAUGGAUUCUUAGGCCUUGGGCGUGGUGAAUUGUCUUUUGCAUCUCAGCUUGACAGUAGGUAUGGUUUCAAAAAGUUUUCUUAUUGUCUUGUUGAUAAAUCCACGACGAAAAUACUUCCUGAAUCAUCUUUAAGGUUUGGCGAAGACGUAUUAGAUCAACCAACCGAUGUAGUAUAUACGCCGAUGAUUCAAAACCCCAAGUUAUCCUCACAGUACUUCAUUAACCUCACUAGUAUUAGUGUAGCGGAUAAUCAUAUUCCUACUCAUAUGUCACUCCCCAAUGGGAUAAUGGUUGAUUCAGGAUCCACGGAUACUUGGUUACCUAAGCCUAUUUAUGAAGCUGUGCGUGAUUCAUUCCACGCUGCUGCUCUUCAACUUGGUUGGAAACAGGACGUUUCCGAAUAUCCUGCUAAUUUGUGUUACGAUAUGAGUAUAUUUACUGAUGGGAUUAGCAUCAUUAAUACACCAGCGGUGACUUUGUACUUCGACGGUGAUGACGAUGCAUUCGUCGAGUUACAACCUCAAAACCUUUUGAGGAAUUAUCCACGGAUCGGUGUAAAUAUUCACUGUCUCGCAGUUCAGGCAAGCAUAUGGGAUGGGAUUGCAAUUCUCGGUAAUACACAACAACAAGGAAUCCGUGUUGUAUAUGACAAUGUUGCAUCAGUUAUUGGGUUUGAUCCAAAUAGCUGCUAA
Papaver somniferum (opium poppy) is the source of this 1206-nucleotide messenger RNA. Its product is annotated as aspartyl protease family protein 2-like. Lineage: Eukaryota; Viridiplantae; Streptophyta; Magnoliopsida; Ranunculales; Papaveraceae. Gene Ontology annotation, molecular function: aspartic-type endopeptidase activity. The record is from RefSeq and is a predicted model, not a curated record. Bases 1 to 1206 code for a protein of 401 amino acids. Gene Ontology annotation, biological process: proteolysis. The transcript has a single exon.